AUAUAUUUGCGAACGACGCUUGACCGUUACAAUCUUUCGUUCCCGGUACGUGAAGCAGCGAGUGGGCCGAGAGUAGGUUGUGAAACUGACAAAAGCUCGGGCGCCAUAUUGCGAGCUUGUGUUUGGUUAGCGUUUCUGGCGCGUGGUGAAGACGUUUGUUGUAAUUUAAUUGAUAACGAUGUCCGACAAUCAGGAACAAAAGCCCGAAGCCGGUCCAGGCGAUGCGAAUUCAGAAUACAUCAAGCUCAAAGUCGUCGGCAAUGACAGCAACGAAAUUCACUUUAGGGUAAAGAUGACCACUCAAAUGGGAAAGCUAAAGAAAUCCUAUAGUGAUCGUGUGGGGGUACCUAUGACAUCGCUUAGGUUUCUUUUUGAUGGUAAAAGAAUCAAUGAUGAUGAAACACCAAAGCAGCUUGAAAUGGAGAAUGAUGAUGUCAUUGAAGUAUAUCAAGAACAAACAGGUGGCCAUUAAAAGAAUUAGUUGAGAAGAGGAGGCUUAUUAUUUUGUUCUAAUAUUUCUUAAAGUGAAAGUGACUCAUAACAAAAAAAAAAGAUGGACAAGUUUAUAAGUAUGCAUAUACAUAUUAUAUACACAAACACAAAUGAUUAAAUAAUAAGUAAUUUUCUUUUUUGAA
This is a messenger RNA of Cataglyphis hispanica, 635 nucleotides long. Its product is annotated as small ubiquitin-related modifier-like. Gene Ontology annotation, biological process: protein sumoylation. Gene Ontology annotation, molecular function: protein tag activity; ubiquitin-like protein ligase binding. Bases 179 to 472 code for a protein of 97 amino acids. The record is from RefSeq and is a predicted model, not a curated record. NCBI's taxonomy places the organism in Eukaryota, Metazoa, Arthropoda, Insecta, Hymenoptera, Formicidae. Gene Ontology annotation, cellular component: PML body; nucleus. The transcript is spliced from 5 exons.